Molecule: messenger RNA, 2286 nt
Organism: Pseudogymnoascus destructans
Lineage: Eukaryota; Fungi; Ascomycota; Leotiomycetes; Thelebolales; Thelebolaceae
Gene: GAL7
Product: galactose-1-phosphate uridyl transferase
Exons: 2
Coding region: 189-1340 (383 amino acids)
Biological process (GO): beta-D-galactose catabolic process via UDP-galactose, Leloir pathway
Cellular component (GO): cytoplasm
Molecular function (GO): UDP-glucose:hexose-1-phosphate uridylyltransferase activity; zinc ion binding
Source: RefSeq, a predicted model, not a curated record
GUGAUCUAACCCCAAUGCAGAAAAUCAAUUGGCCUAUCGAUUUUCUGCCCCCUCAUGACCCCUCAUCAUUCUACACUUUUAACGUCUCCUCCUCCUCUUCUUUGAUUUUCAUAUACCUCAGUAUAUAAUUACGUAUAUCCUGCCUUCUGUAUAAUAUUCCCAGCGAGUUUCGCUGAGGCCCAGCAACCAUGCCAGACGCAAUCCUCGACGAUAUCUCGCAUCGCCGCUACAACCCGUUGCGGGGGAGCUGGCUACUCGUCUCUCCCCACCGGACGAAGAGGCCAUGGCAGGGCCAGCAAGAGUCCGCCUCAAAGUCCACCCUGCCCGAGUACGAUCGGGCAUGCUACCUCUGCCCAAAAAAUAUUCGCGCCCAGGGCGAUCAGAACCCGGACUACAAGAACACCUUUGUAUUCGUGAAUGACUACAGCGCCGUCAAGGAAUCCCAAGCAGAGUACCUCCCAGAAGCAAAGGAAGGCGACCUCUCAUCCCUCCUCCUCCGCGCCGAACCAGUAACAGGGAAAUGCUACGUCCUCACCUUCUCCCCCCAGCACAACCUCACCCUCGCCGACCUGACUCCCGCGCAAAUCCUCCCCGUCGUCCAGAUGUGGAGCAAAAUCUACGCCGCCCACCUCUCCCCCAAGUCAGCUCUCUACUCCCUUCAGCCCGCAACGUCCGCUGCCUCCGAUCCUGACUACGGCGUCUCGGCACCCACUGCACAGUACCGGUGGAUGCAAAUCUUUGAGAACAAAGGCGCCGCCAUGGGCUGCUCGAAUCCCCAUCCCCACGGCCAGGUCUGGACCACCACCGGCACGCCCGAAGAGCCAGGCCAGGAACUCGAACAGCUGCAGAAGUACCGCUGCGAGCACGCUGGCCAGAACCUGCUCGCUGACUAUGCCAAGCUCGAGAUGGAGAAGAAGGAGCGUAUCGUUUUCCAAAAUGCUUCAUUCCUUGUCGUCUGCCCUUGGUGGGCCGUCUGGCCGUUUGAGACGCUCAUUGUAACAAAGACCCACAAGCGCGCGCUCGUCGACCUCGAUGACGCGGAGAAACUCGACUUCGCGGAGGCGAUUACAGAGGUGACACGCCGUUAUGAUAACCUCUUCGAGACGAGCUUCCCAUACAGCUCGGGGAUUCACCAAGCUCCGCUGGAGGGGACCGAGAAGGAGAUCAACGCCUCGCACCUCCACAUGCACUUCUACCCACCGCUAUUGCGCAGCGCGACGGUGAGGAAGUUCUUGGUGGGAUACGAGCUGAUGGCCGAGCCACAGCGGGAUAUCACGCCUGAACAGGCGGCGGCGAAGUUGAGGGAUGCGGGAGGGGAGCUGUAUAGGAAUUCGUUGUGAUUUACCCUGAUUAGAUUUAGAUGGUGAGGGUGCAUAUAGUUGAUGUAUAUAUUGUGGAACUUCUGCCAAAUCCGCUGAGUGUGAUGCAAGUGAGUGAAGUGAAGGCCAUUUCAAAGUUUGGUGAAUAUGUGAGAGCAAUUGGACACAACGGUCAACUGGAAUUUGGGAUAUUAGGUUCAUCAAAUUAUAACUUGCUCAUUCAUGUCUGUACUACACAACAAUAUUAACAAUCGUCGAAGAAAUGCCAGGUUAUCGUUCACUUAGUCUCCUGUCAACCAAUUCUAUCCACCGUCUAACGCUCUACGUAGCAACAUAGAACUCCUUCUGCAUCAACAUCCAUGUUAUAGUUGAGGUACUGACGACAAUCGGCCCAGCUAGCGGCGAACCCCACUCCGCAGUUCCGAAAAAGAGCCACUCGCUCGCGAAGUGCGCGAAGGCGACAACGUAUGUGCAGAGCGCAAGGGCGUAGAAAGCCGGGUUAUCAAUGUUAUAAGAGGCGAAAAGGCGGACAAGGGCAGCGACGAAGGUCCAGGUUCCGAAGGUGCGAGCGGAAAGGGGGGUGACGAGCGGGGAGUGCGGGACAGGGGCCGAGGGGGUGGCAGGGAGGGCCUUGGGGCGUGCGGGGUCGAUGUUGUAGAUGCGGCGGGUGUAAUAGAGGGUUACGAAGGAUUGGACCGAGUUGCCAAUUGCGACUAUGGAGGUCUGGUAGCAGUUAGUUGGUGAUACGUGGGGAUGAGGCUUGGAGCUUCGUUGGGACGCGGAUAGGGGUUGCGACAUACGAAGAGCAUCCACUUUGGGAGGAAGCCCGCAUGUUGGGGCAGAUAUGGGAGUAUCGCGUCCAUUGCUUCGUGUAAUGUGGGUGAGAGAACGAAUUGUUAUUAAUUAAUAUGUUGAGGGUCAGGAAUAUCAAAUGUAAUACAUUUUUCAGACAUUUUUAGAGCUACUC